This is a messenger RNA of Hypoxylon fragiforme, 1372 nucleotides long. RefSeq lists its product as uncharacterized. The transcript has a single exon. Lineage: Eukaryota; Fungi; Ascomycota; Sordariomycetes; Xylariales; Hypoxylaceae. The coding region runs from base 151 to 1269 and encodes 372 amino acids. The record is from RefSeq and is a predicted model, not a curated record.
CUUAUCUGAUUAAAAAGAUCCCCUUAUUAAUCCACCCGGCCAUAUUCCGAAUAAAUACCUACCACGCCAAACAACAAGAAGCAACCAACCAACCAACUAACCAACACGAUACAAUCCGUAUAACAGAGCUGGCAACGCCAAGUCGCCGCGAUGCCGGGCUCGACCAAGACCAACACGAGCGGCGCCGCAGCCGGCGCGACCGCGCAAUCAGCGCAACCACAUCCCGCCGCAACAUCGAACACCACCGGCCAACCGGCCAACACAGAUGCAACAACCACAAAUCCCGGCGUCAACACCCCCUCGCGCCCCUCGUCGCCCCAGAGACCCCCCUACAGUCCCAUCACCCCCCCGCAAAAGCCCGUCGCCUUCCCGCCGCACCCACACUACACCCACGCCACCCACCAAGACCAGAUUGCCAUCCCUCCGCCCCAGCCCGAGACCAUCGAUUUCGAGAACAACCCCGACGCCAUCGCCCUCAGAUCCGCCAUCUCGAUCCUGCUGAUACAGCGCCGCAAGGCCGAAGCCGACAUGGCCGCUCUCCAGCAAGCCAAGAAGGCUGCCUUGGCCGAGCCCGACGCUUUCGUGCAGGACCUGAUGGGAGGCCAGAUCCAUGUCGAGGGCGAGGGAUUGUUCAUCAGCGGCGCGCGGAGUAGUGAUGGACGGGGUAGCGGUGAGCGCGAGGGCUCAGACUCAGAUUCGGACUCGUCAGAUUCAGACUCGGAACCCGGUGAAGCAACUGUUCAAGAUGGUGAUGGCACUGCUGCGCCAACCCAAGCGACCUCACAAACCCUAGUAGGAACAGGAAUAGGCAGUGCCAACACAUCAUCUAGUAUAGCAACAACAGCCCUACAAACCCAGAAUAUGCCCGCAGGUCCGGGGUCAGGAGGGGAAGAAGUCGCUACCACUACCGCUACCAAUCCGGGCCCCGACACCCCGAACACCCCGAACACCCAGCAGCAACAAGCAAGACGCCGCGAACAAACCACAACCCAACCCAAACCCUGGGCCAAUCUCCCCAAGCCCCAAACCGUCGUCCGCUGCCCACCGAUCAACUGGUCGCAAUACGCCGUCGUCGGCGACUCCCUCGACAAGCUACACGACGAGCAACUGCGGGCGCCCACGCAGGGCACGCCCGCCAUCAUGACGCGCGGCGGGCGCCCCGAGUUCCGAGGGGGGCUCGGCAAGCGGGAGCGCCUCGUCGGCGUCGGCGCCCCCUACGCGCCCGGCAAGGACAAGAUUGACAGGCGCGCUAAGCGGGGGAAGCCUUGAUUACCUAACCUAACCUAACCUACCUACCUAACCUUGUUCAUCGCUGUGUACCCCACCACCACCACCACCAUCACCACCACCACCAACAGCAGCAGCAACACAU